This is a messenger RNA of Uranotaenia lowii, 15932 nucleotides long. RefSeq names its product nuclear transcription factor Y subunit beta (gene jeb). Gene Ontology annotation, cellular component: terminal bouton. The transcript is spliced from 3 exons. Gene Ontology annotation, biological process: positive regulation of MAPK cascade. Gene Ontology annotation, molecular function: protein binding; transmembrane receptor protein tyrosine kinase activator activity. Bases 2016 to 3041 code for a protein of 341 amino acids. The record is from RefSeq and is a predicted model, not a curated record. Lineage: Eukaryota; Metazoa; Arthropoda; Insecta; Diptera; Culicidae.
ACGAGGACAGUUAGUUGGUGUUUUCCACACGGUUCCCGAGCGCGCGUCAUGGCCAAAGCGGCCUCCCAGGGUGGUCCAACUUGCCCCCUCAGCAUCAUCAUCAGCAUCAGCAAGAAUAACAACAGCAACAACAACUGCAACAAAAACAACAUUACCGAGUGCAGCAACAAUGUUUAAGAGGAAUUUCCCCCUGUAAAGUGUAAUUAUUUUGUGUGAAUAUAACUAGAAGAAGAAAAAAUAUUACAGUGAUUCCAUUGACGACGGUGCUGCACGAGAUUUAGAAGGAAACCAGCAACGGAUCAGAGUGAAUCAGUCACGACGAACGGCAUUGAAACGGGUUAAGAAAAAGCCACUGCUGACUCAGGUGAAAGAGUAACUCUGUAAUCAGACGCGACUCAGACUCCAGAAGCCUCGGAUUAUAAGAUCUAGACUGUUUGUCGUGUCUAGGAUCUCGUUGUUGUUUCUACUUGAGUGCUGGGGAAUUGAGUGUUGAAUUUUUGCUGGUUCUACCGACGGAAGUUUAAGCCAAGUAGCUUCGGUGUUUCGAGUGUGUUGUUCGAUGAAGCGAACAAGUGCGAACCGGAAAUAAAUUGUGCUACUGCUUCAGUCUACAUUCAGGCUGAUCGAGUAUCGUAGUUUGCUUCCGUUAAGUCUGCUGAAAGAUAAGUGCCCCGGUAACUUGGCCAACAACCUUUAGGAAAAGGGUCUCUAAAAUCAAAGGUGUUCCCCCAAAGUGUACCUUGCGAUAUUAGUGGCAAAUAGUCCCCUGUUGGAAAACUGUGGAAAGCUUUUCGAAGUAAGAUUUUCACUUGCUGCAAGUUUCCCACACCGAGUCAGUGUAUAUAUAUACAGGCGUACAAGCAAACACAUAACCGAGUGCCAGGAAAAAGAGGAAUCUAUUUUUAUACCCUCCUCAGUGAGACAAACAAGCAUUCGAGCUAGAGUGUGAGCGUGAGCACACAAGCAGCAGCAAUCGGAAAAAAAGAAGCGAAGCAAACGAAAAUAAAAAGUGACAAAGGAAGAAACCAGCCGGAAAAUAAAAGAAAAGAAAAAAAACAGGUAAAUUCGAAAAGUGAAGCACCGGACCGAGGAGUUCUGGCUGCCGAAGUGAACCGUGUCAAACGACGAGUCACAACAAAAGUCAAAAAGCUCGAGCGGUGAUCGUUGCUUAGUGUUUGCCCCGUGGCUCGUGUCGAUAGUGUCUCGGAUUUAAAGUUUUCCCUUUGACGGGAAAUCGAUUCGGAAAAAAUAAUAACGAGGAAAAAACAACCUAGAACGAUUCGGGACUGACUACGGAACAGGACUAUCAACCAGACAAAAAAAGAACUCGGAGAAACGGAAGGAUAAUACACCGUUUCAUAAUCGAUAUCGAAGAAGGACUACCCCGGCAGCAAAGGAACACAAGUAUCUAUCUAGCCUCGUAUAAUAAAAACAUGAGCGGCAUUCGCUAAAAAUAGCUCGAACCUCGCGCUCCUCCAAAUUGGUGGUGGGUGGUAAUUAUAGGUGUGUUUUUGCCGCGAGGAAAACCGACGGCGGCGUCAGGUGAAAUCGAGGCGUCCCGAAACCCUCCUUCUUUCCGCGUUCUGUCCAAAAGAAUCGGUGGUGAAAAAGAAUAAAAUCCUGUAAGCCUGUGCUGUGUUUAAGAUUUCUUGUGUCCGGACCUUCCGGAACAACAACAACAACAAUCAAACCAAAAGCAAAAGAGCAGGGGCUAAGCGUUUUGAUGCGUGUCCUAACGUGCCGACGGCAAUCCUGAAGCGAAAUUCUCCCGGCCUAACGCGGUUUUCAGGAUUUGAACCUGUUGAUUAUUAACUUGUUACGUGUUCGUGCGUUCGAGCGAACGAGCAAAGUGAGUGUGUGUAUUUUUUUCCCCGGAGUUUGCCUACCUUUUGGCGCACCACACGCAAGGUCACCGGCGCAUCCCCGCCGCCACCAGUGUGUGUGAGUCCCUGGUCCAGACCUGCUGGCCCCGAGUCGUUAGAACUCUGUACAUAGCGUUCCACAAGUUUAGGAAAAUGUUCCGCGAAAUCCUGCCGAUCCUGGCGUACAUGAGCGUACUGUCCAGCACCUACUCGCUGCACAUGGCGCGAGAUGCCUACAUUAAGGCGCCUCCACCACCACCUCCCGCCGCUGCUGCCCUGCUAGAAGAACUGGACACCAUGUCCGAGCUGCUCUCGGAAAACAGCAUCCCCGCCGGACCUCCGCCGCCGUCGCCCAUCCAACUCCUGCACCCGAAACCUCACCAUCAACAAAAUCCCCCACCCCCUCCCCAGCAACUACUGCAGCAACUCCAACAGCAGCAGCAACAGCAAAUUCAACAACAGCAAGGGAACCUGCUACCCCACAACCACCAACAGCAGCAACAUCCCCACGGGGUUGUCGUCAUCAAUCAACUAACCAGUAACGAACUGCCCGAACUCAGUCCGCCCCCGGUACGUCACCCGGUAGGGCCACUGAUUCAGCCGCGGGGCCUGCAGGAACUGUUCGGUGUUGUCCAAAACAACUACCAACAACAACACCAACAGCAGCAGCAACAGCCCGGCAGCACCAGCAACAAGCAAACGGACCCGGACAACUCUAGCCAGGAAGAAGACGAUCAACCGCAGCAACAGCAACAGCAGCGAAGUCCCAACAAUAGCAAGCGAUCCUCGCAGCAACACAGUGGGGGAGGUGGCGGAGGCGGGGAUGACGAUGGGGACAGCAGCAGUAGCAACAGCAACGGUGGCGGACUUCCGCCUUCGACGAUUCCGCACGGCAUGGCCAGCCAACUGAUGCUGCGCAGUGCCCGAGGCCAGCGGCAGUAUGACGUUCCGCAGAUCGAAUGUCCACCCGCGAUGGAUGGGAUGGAACGAUUCGCCUGCCCAACGCCGGAUAGGCAAGGCCGGUAUCGAUGUAUAGACGAUCACGUGCUCUGCGAUGGGUUUAUCGACUGCCCGGAAGGAGAGGACGAGGACCGGCAAGCGUGUAUGUUUUACAAAACGACGAAAGCACAUCUGGAUGUGUUAGCGGACGCCUUACUAAGAUGGGCCCGAGGGCGUUAAGCGUCGAAACCCUAGGCGAUAAACUUGUGUACAGUGAACAUAGCUCAGACAGAAAUCCUUAAUCAACCAAAAAAAAAACAAAUCAACAAAAAAAUGGACAAAGAAACACGAACCAACAAGCAAGAAAACAAAUUAUAAAAAAAAAACCUUAAAACAAUGACGAAUCGGAGAAAGCGCGCGCGAAGAAAGUAAAAGUCAAUCAUCAAAAUCUAAAGAAAAAAAUACUACUGGAUUGGGGUUAAAAACAACCCAUCUGGAGAACAAACAAGACUUGGAGCACUCGAAGACGAUCUCGGUGAAGGAAGAGAGAUGUGGAGGGAAAACGAAGACAAAACCAAAACACAGACAUAGUCACACGUAUACUGGAGAAUGCAUUCCUCGGAAUGCCAUCGAAAGACAUAACCCACAAACCGACUACCUACAAGCAAAAAACACGGAACAUCUCCCGCCAAGUGCCGACUCCCUUGGCUGAUGGCUGGAGGAUGCAGCUAAUUUGGGAACAUACUCCUGAACGGCUCUACCCCAAGGCAGGAAGCGGCAAACGGGAGUCAGACAGUGAAGAGAGAGAACAAAAAGAAAACAAUGGGCAGCUAUUCAUAACCGAAGGAGACUGGAGGCUUGCUGGAGAAACCAAACGGGAGCGAGGAAGAGCAGAAAUUACUCGGCUGUACAUAGUUGAACGAGACGAAGCAAUGAAGGCAAAUUCACUUAAAGAUAAAAACAACCAAAGUAUAUAGAUAUACAUAUAUAUUUAUUAAGAUGAAACUCGCACUGAGGCACAUACACAUGUAAUAAAGUGCAAACCAAACAAAAACAAAAUGGGAAAGAUCUGAGCAUUGAAGAAAACGGAGGCUAAUAGACUGUGUGUAGGUUAUUCUAUAAGGAAAGUUAAGAAACAAUGCAAUCGCCGCAUACAAAAGAUUGCACACGGGAGUUUGCGAGACGGCGAAAAAAAAACGUGGAAACAACUGUGACAGAUAAACGAUACAAACCAACACAACAAUAAAAACAUGAAAACAAUUAACGAGUGGAAAACAAUGCGCUGAAUUCACUGUGUAAGUACUAGUAGAUGUGAGACGCAAAUGUUCACCGGCAGCUCUGUUUAGUGUAUAUUUACAAAAACAAAGAAUUGAGUUCAAAACCCAAUCUCUUUCAAACAAAGUCACAAGAAUACCUAAAACUCAGAUGGCUGAAUCAAGAGGCAAAAAAAACAGCUAGCGGGAGGAAUAGAACGAUAAAACUAAAAAAAACGGCAAAACUCGCCAGGUGACGAAACCCGAAACGAUCAAAACGAUAUUUUUCUUCUUUUUUUUGUCCCCCGGACGAUAAGACGACGGACCAAAGUCCAGUGUUCGAAUCCCGUCGUUGCGAGUGUAAGUGGCAGGAAUGUUUAUCGAUCUAGUAUCUUGGGCCCUUUGCAGGUAUUGAAACAAUAUUUUGAUCGUUUUUCUCAGCCCAAUGGUAUCUUCUUUACCGAAAAAAAAAAACAAAACAAAAGUAUAUUAAACUAAAACAACAACAAACCAACAAAAAUGAUGCACCAUUGUAAAAAUCUACUCUGCACCACAAGAACGAUAACAUUAUUAUGGAAUUAAGUCAAAGACAAAACCAAUUCUUGCAUACAACUAAUUCUCAUGGAAAAGGCAGCUAUAUUGUAUAGAUAAGUCACAAUUUUACCAACCUUAGUGAACUUAAAACCAAAACAGUAAACGAUUAAAAUUUUCACCUACUUAACAAAUAAGCGCACUUUACAAACACACUCUCGAAACAACAGGAACGACAACACAAACACGAGCGCAGUCCAACACUCACACACAUACAAAACAGAAUAAAGAAAAAAAACAGAAACCAAAAGUAAACACACGCACACAUCAACUCUUCGAAAAAAAAGCGAACAAUUCAACUCACUCUGCCAUACUGUAUGUAGAGCUAACGGAACAGCUUCUGAAAAGCAUAACAAACAAUCAUUUGAAAAGAUCAAAAUAUAGCAACUUCAUUCCAACUUGAACAACAACAACAAACACACAGAAAGAAAAAAAAAUACAAAAACACAUGCACGCACUCUAGUGUAAGUCAAGCAGCAACCGCAGCAGUAACAACAAUAAAAAAAAAAAAACAAACUACAAUUACUAAGAGAGGAAAAAAGCGCCAAAGGGUCCCAGUAAAUGCCAAAAAUUACUAACCUAGACAAACACCCUUAAUCGGGGGAAUGAAAAUCGGGACCCUUCGGCUUCGAAAGUCAGUCGUCUGAAGGUAGGAAGUCGUUGUCAACAACAACAACCGAAAAAAAACAAGUACGAGACUUUAGGAUACGAGUAACAAACAAAAAAAAACAAACAAACAAACAAAAGCCCGCGAAGAUCUUAUUUUAGUCAAAGUUUUAGUUGCCGAAAUGUUCCGCCCACCCCGGCUGGCCCCGGGAAAAACUUUGUGUGGUAACUACCAAACGAGAAAAAAGGGGGGUUGGAGCAAUGGUCGUCGCCAUCACAUCUCAUCUAAUCCGCUGGUCCAGGUCCAGAGGGCGGGCGAAACCGGUGCGAGAGGUUAAGGUCGAAUAACUUUUGAUGAAAUACUCACUCAAAUAUGAAAACAUUGACACACACAGUCACACACACUCAAAGAAAGAGGGAAAAAAUUAAACAAAACAAAUGAACAAACAAACAAACACAUGCAUCAUGUAAAUAUGGUCGAAGGAGGCCGGGUUCACAAACACAUACACAGACACAAACAUUCCAAAUACCGUAACAAUAACAAUGAACUAGGGAAAAUCAAUCCUGUUAAAAAUGAUUGACAAUUAACAUGAAAACGGUCCUCAACAUAAUAGAAAGGGGGUCGGUGUGAAGGUUUAGGAAUGGAAAGUUGCCACUUUUAUGAAAGUUAGUUUUUUUUUGUGCGUUUGAUUCGAAUGGUCCUUACAGCACGCCGAUUUUGAAACUGGCUGCCACCAGUAUUGGAAGAUGAUCCUCCCUCUCGUUUAGUUCAUCGCGUGCUUAAGAAGCUGCAAUUGAGCUUAAUCAAAAUUUCCAAAGUGAUUUGAUGAUUUGCGCAUUUUGAUUACUCAACAUAGCGAUGAUGAAUACAGGGGCUUUUUCCACUUCCUUACAGGUUUGCACCGAUGGCCUUAAAAUUUUCUUCAAAAUUACAAGUUUUGAUUAUGACUUAAACCGCAUGAUUUUACAGAUUUUUUUCGUGAAGAAGAUUAAACCACAGAUUAAACUUAAAAAUUUUUGUUCUUUUCGCAUCUUGUUUUAAGGAUCCGCUCAAAGCAAGUCAGUUCUCAGCAAUUACUUUUUCUUAGCCGCGAUUUUGGUUACUUCUACCAAUAACCUCCAAAGGACAACUUACACAAACACAUCAACUGUUGCUCUUUUUUCUUGCGUUCACUAACACAAUUAUCUUUUGCACAAACUUCCCUACGACUAGGGUUGCCAACAUCUUUUUUAAAAUAAAGAGACAUGAGAAAUAAUUAUCAGGUACAUGAUUUUUUGAGAAUUUCAGUCGAAGUAAGGACUUUUUUUUUGGUCAUCAAUCCACAUUUUGAUCAUUUUGACCUUUUGACCACAUUUGGCUCUUAAUGCAAUUCCGUACUACUCAUUUUCCAUCAUAUUCACAAAAUUCAGGGAAAAUCAGGCUGUUUACGACACGCACAUCUAACGGCCGUUUGGUUCCAUUUGAACCGUUUGCGGGUGCACGCUUUUCACAAUUCAGUCAUCUGAUUUAACCCGGAUCGAAAAAUCGAACCAAAAUCGGACGGAAUUUUGUCUGAUCAACCCGUCAACUGGUUAGAAAACAGACCAGAAAACGAACCAAAUUCGGACCAAUUCAGUGCCCUGGUGACAGCUUUCCUGAAGAUCGAUAUGUUUUUGCCAGUGAGCUGUCAAAACAACCGGGUUGUUUCCAGCCCAAAAUCGGUCAGAUCUCCUACCAAAUUUGGACAGUUUUCCUACCAAAACCGGGCAGUUUUCAGACCAAAUUCGGUCUGUUUUUCCCGGCCAAUUUCUAGACGAUCCCCAUAGAGAUUUCAUAAGUGUCUGGUAAAGAGACUACGUACAAAGAGGAGCCGUCUGAUCCCUUCCAAAAUAAUAAGCUUGCAACCCUGUUGUAGGGCUGCCUUUAUGACUGCUUGGUUUUGCUCGAUUGGAAUGACACUUUUAAUCCAAAGUUCCAAUCGAAACAUAUCGUCUCUUUAUUUUUGCAGUCACCUCAGUGUCUGGAGUCGUCGUUUUUUUCAAAAAUUAGGGACUGGUGAAAUAAAAACCUGGAUACGUUUAAGUAACGGAAAUUCCGCUCAAAGUGAUGACCUGUUCCACAUUUCCACUUCAGAAAUGAUCCCUAAUCCAGUUCUGUGCCACCCAUUUUUCAUCACAUUCGCAAAAAAAGGCUUAUUUUAAAAAAAAUCAGGAAAAUUCAUUGGCUUAUCAGAUUCUAAGGCUGAGCCUCGAAAAAUCGGGCUAAUUGUGGAAAAUUAGGCACAUUGGCAUCUCUGGUCGUCAUGCCAAUUACCCGAAUUUUUCAGAAUUUUUCCAGGUGUUGGCAUUCCCUCCUUAAUCAGGUUUUUGUUCGCUUGGCUUCUAGUUCGGUUUUUUUUCGAAGUUGCUUUAAAGAAAUCCAGUGAAAAAUUCAAACUCAAGUAAUUAAAAAAAACUUCAAUUGACUAACCGGCUUAUGUUUUUGAUAGUGAAACCAUUUGCCUUCCCCAUUCUCUUCGUUUAAUCUGUAAAGAAACUUCAACUUUAAAAGCAAAUUUAGAUUACUAUUAUCGGUUAAUAUUUGAUAUUUUACAACUGCUGGGGUAAACGUGUCUAAUCAAGUUGGUUUUCAUGACCUGCAUUACGCGGUUGUCGUUUACCACCGUCGAAUUUCUCAGUGACAACUGAAAAAAACAAAUCGCGAUUGCUUUGAUUGAUCCAGAUUAAAAGUCAGUCAGAAAUCGGUCUGAAGUUUGUCUCGUUCAUUCAGUGAAACCAGAUGACGAUUUUUGUGUCUGUCAUUUCAGCACUGUUUUUUAGCAGCGGGGAAUUGGUCCGGAAAAACGGACAAAAUCCAAACGGAAAUUCAAACGACAGUAAUUUGACAGUAAUCGGCCCGUUUGUGAGACUCGCUCCGAUACGGGAUUUAACUACUGAAUCUUUAUACACGCUUCUGAUUUCAACUUAUUUUUAUUCCAUUUUUUACACUAUUUAAAAAAUUAAAAGUAUUGAAAAAACAAUUUUCUUUUUUGGUGGUUCAAUGGUCAAUAAAGAAAUUCCCGUUGAGGAGAAAAAAAAGUUCUCAAUGAAUACAAAGUCCGUGAGGGUUAAAAACGAUUGUUUACAAAGUUUUCAUAAAUUUCUCCAUAAUAUCAGUUUUUAACUGAAAAUGAUUCAUUUGAUUUUUUUUUUCUAAACACUUAUUUAGUACAAAAGUUUUUCAACAAAUGAGCCACCUAAAAAGCAAGGAGGAAUAUCUAUAGCCACUAUAGGAGGAAUAUCUGAGCCACCUAAAAAGCAAGGAGGAAUAUCUAUAAGAAGUGGUCUUAUUCGAAAAGUUUCAUCCAAUCUUUAAUGGGUAAUUGCUACUAUUUGCAGACCAUUUUAUGACAUAUUCAUCUUGUAGGAUAAUACACCCUAGAAACAAGAAAAAAAUGCCAUCGAAUAGUGAAAAUUGAACACACAAAAACUCUACCCUUAAUCUUGUCAAUCCGGCGGCUUCACCAGUGUACUGCCUCAGCCAGUUAGUAAAAGAGAGUUAAUUAUCAAAGUCUUUCUGCCAUGCACAAUCUGAAAAAAAAAAACAAACGAACAGUGCUGGCGUCGGUAGUUCGAAACAAGGAAAUGUUUUUUUUUUUUUUGCAGUUUCCUAAUGCCGCUUUACAUACACAAGCACUGGCUGCCUGGCGUUUGUUUUCAUCCUCCUUUAUCUGGUGAUAAGAUAGAGAGGGACAUGAGAACGUUUUUAUUUUGUUUCCUUCAGUCAUGCGCAAUGCGGUUGCGCUGAGAAGCUAAUGUCGGUGGUCUCAAAUCGAAUUACCGCCGCUGGCGUGCCAAUUGAGUUGACACAUUGGGAACUCAUGAUUGGAGCAAAGGCUGAUUUGUGAGUGUAAUGAGAACAAUAUUAAACUUAACACGUUUCAAAGUAAGGGUUAUCAAUUUUCAAAAAUGAGGUAAAUUUACAUUGCCACCUUUUUACACUUUUUGGUACGGGAUUUUCAUCCUCUGGGAUUAUUCAUCUCUAAGGCUUUUUACACUUUGGGAUUUGAGGCGGUAUAAGUCAAAAAAAUAUUGUCUUUACUAUUAAAUGAUUGUAAAAUUGAUGUUUACCUAACUAAGAUAGCCACAGACUUUUAAUUCACACAGGAACAUAUUUUUAAGAACAUCUCUUAUGAAACAAAGAUUAAAAUAAAAUCCCAUUUUUUCAAAAGAUUCUACAGGAAACAUAUUUUUAUGAACACUUCGUAUGACAACUUUUUUAGAAAGCUUUCAUAUUAGUUGUUUGAAAAAAAAUCAAACCGAAUUUAUCUAUGGAAAAUUGGCCCCGCAUAUGCACAACCUUUUCCACUUUUAAGAUCUGGUUCUGGGUCCUUAAAAUUCAGUUAAAGGCUUUUCAGGGACCAUAAAGCUCCAAUUCCAGAGUUUCAGAGUUCAGAGAGCUGAGAAAAUCUUGAGUCUGUUUUGAUUAGGUCGUACGAACAACAUUGCGUGUUUCGAGAAAAUCGCUGUUGAAAUUUCAAAACACGUUUUUAAUUCUAGUAUUUCAAAUAACACCAAAAGUUGUCUGGAAAUUUGGGUUGCGAUGUGGAAAUCUAUGUAGAACAUGCUAGUGUAUUUGUUGUGAUCAAAAGUUUAGUUAUAUUCAGUGAAGAUGUUCUUACGACAUUUUGCUAGCUACGUAACACAUACGUCAUUAAGCAAAACAAAACUUUCAGUUCAUCUUAACGUAAGAUUUUCUCAAUCUCUGAUAUUUCCAUCGAAAUUUCUGGAAAACUUAAAUUUAACUUAACAGAAAGCAGAAAUGUACCUGGAAGUACAAAGAUGAUGACCGGAAUCGGUACCCAAGUGAUAAUCGGAAUCGGUGCGGCUAGAGACUGUCCAUCAAGAAUGUUUGAGUCGACUAAACAUUGCUGGCUGCUUGCUGAUGUAAUUCCGAUAAUCGUUCAAAUAGAUUUAUCCAAAUAGCCGCUAGUUAUUUUGACUGCCUCUAGAAAAAAUAUAAUAAGCUCAUAUUUUCCUCAGCAUAAAUCAACAUAUUGAAACCCAGUAUUGUGCCAAGAUAGCUGAAACAUUAUUUUUCACGAUCUACAACUGAAUUUUUAACUUUUGUAUUAUUUCCGAAGCACUUUCUGGAAAAAUGCAAAAGGUCGCUUAAACCACUAUGCCGAAUUGUUGUUUUGCGUCUUAUCGCUUGCACGGCCAUUUAGUGCAAUGCAAAUAGUCGUUAAAACCAAGGAGACUCGUUAUACGUCUUAAAUUCAAAUCAUGUUAUUAAAUUUAUUUAUCGAUCAAAUGAAACCAAAUUUUGACCUUGCGUAAAAUACAUGUUUAUCAAUCAUUUACAGUUAACAACUUAAAUUUUUAUGUUGGUUCCUACGACCUUAUCAAAACAAACUCUAGAAAUCAUCAGAUUGGGUAAUUUUUACCCAUGAAUGAGUAUCAACCAUAAAAGUUGUAGCUUUUAUAUUAUGGUUAUUUCUAUCUCAUCAAUUAUUAAAAUUCAUUUUAUCCUAUUUUUUGUUAAUCAUUCCCUUAUAUUCUAUCAAUUUAGCAUCAAUGAGAUCAAUACACGGAUUCCAACAAGAAUAAAAAGUAGGGUUGAAAGCAGGGGGGUGGUAAUCUGGUUUUUCUUGCAAACAAGAAUCUUUUUCUUUUUUUCUAUCCAUCGGGAGAAACGUUUAUGGUGUUUUCCUCUCAAAGCAGUACAGAUUUGAAAAAGUCAAAAUUUCAACCAAGGAGGAACCAGAAUAAUUGUUGAGUUAGUGUGCAAUCAUUCAUAAUUCUCUAGAAUUUGACGUCUAGUCCGGUUCCUUGACAGCAAAAUGUCAGGUUUGUUAUGGGCCCAAAAAAUCGUGGGCCCGUAAUUUUGAUGGUUGUCAAAAUCAAUGACAAUGGAUAGGGAUGUCACUCUCUUGGUUGAAAGUAAUACCAAUCAUCUCUCUGACGAUUUAUAUUUUGAAUUUUAAAUUGGCUAGAAUUGUUUUGGUUUUUUUUCGAACAAACAAUUUAAAGUAUUGACAAAAUUGUUGAAGAAACCAAAUUAUACUCCUUAAUGUAAGCAAGAAAAAAAAUCAACUCCAAAAUUUUCAAGCAUAGUGCGAUUCGCCAUUUGAUAAGAAAGUACGUUAUUCAAUUUAAAUGACCACACAAUUUUUCAUAAAAUUCAACGGUUAUGAAAAUUCCAAGAUUCAACUCAUUUUCGGAUGUUUGGGAAUAGACUAUAAGUAGAUCUUCAUUACCAAGAGACGGCCGUUAGUAAAUACGAUGCAAAACAGUUUUUUCCCCUCUGAAGAUGGCUGAAGUCCGGUAAGCCGAAACGUAAACUAUAGCAGUUUCGAAAAAAACAAUCAAAGUAGACCACAAGACAAAUUUAUCAAAAUAUAAAACAGUAGUCUACGGCUGCCAGAUUGCCCGGUUAAUCCGAGUUUGCCUGGAUAUUCAAAACAACAAAUUGUGUUGUAAAAAUUUUCAUUUAUUCGUCCAAAUAAAAAAAAAUUCGAACUGAUUUAAUAAAAGGAAUCAUGAAAGGUUUUUGAUAGCCUUAAAUACGAUUCAAAAUCAGCUGAUAAGUUGUGAUGAAAAAAAAACAUUUGUUUUCUUCAUUGAUGUUGAGUAAUUCCUAGGUGUAGACUGAAUUUGCCCAGGUAUUGCCUGGAUUUUUGGUCAAGAAUUUUGAAAUCAAAUGCCCGGAUUUUUUCGAUUUUUUUUUCUUGAUUUGUGUUAAGUAAUUCCUAGGUUUUGACCAAACUUCCCGAAUUUUUGGUUGAAAAUUUUGAAAUCAAAUGCCCGGAUUUUGCCAGUUUUUGAUAAAAUAGCCCGGAAAAUUUUGGCAACCUCAGUUGGCAAGUCUGUUGUCUCCUGAGCCGAUGUCCACGAGUUCGAGCCCAAGAGUAAACAUCGAACACAGUUGUACCGGAUAAGUUUUUCAAUAACGAUCCGCCAACUGCAACGUUGAUAAAGUCGCGAAUGCCAUAAAGAUGGUAAAACGACUAUAAUCGAAACAAAAAAAAAAUUUCGUAGAUAGAGAGCUGUAAAAUUCAUAAAAGGCCAUGAAAAGUUUCAAUUUGGUGGACCACCAACAUUUUCUAAGCUAUUUUCUCCAAAAUGAACCGUCUAGGAACUCAAAAUUUGUCUUUAUAAUUUGAUACGUUUUUUUGGUUCGAUUUGAAUCUUCAAAGCAGGAUCUAGUGUUAGUAAUGCUCUUUCGUUAGAUUCCCAAGGAAAAAUCUAACAAAAUUUUAAAUUUCAACUCAACCAGUGAAUGAUAAUCAGAUAGAAUUUAAGAAUUCAACAAUACUUAUGAUGGAUUUAACUAUGAUUAGUUUUAAACAUUCAACAAUAAAUAUAACUGAUUCAACUAUGAGAAGUGCGUCCAGCAAAGAGAUUUUAAAUUUCUAGUAGCAGAUUAGAUGCAAACUAAGGUUAAAAAAAUCCAAACAAAAAUGUCAUGUUGUACUUGAACUCACAUAACAAACAAACGAACACAAAGAAACUUCUAAACCAACAUCACCUAAACAAUUUCAUAUUUAAUUUUAAAGCAUCAGUUAUGGCCAACAACAGGUAUUUAGAAUACGCCACCAAAACUGUAGUCAACAAAAUGAACUGUUACUAUUUGUAGCUCACACGUAGAUUUGCGAGUUUUUCAUUCUAAGCAUCGUUUGAGAGAUUCUCUCUUUCAAGGAUUCAUCUUACUGUUAAAAUUUCGAGGGUUUUUCAUAUAAUCAUGCCUAGUAUGUGUUGAUAGAUUAUACUUUUUUUAGCUUUACAGAAUAUGUCCAGCCCGUAUCCAGACCGGGAAUUUCCACGUGAUUUUGUUUUAGAAAACAAGGGAUUUAAUUUCAAUUUUCAAUCCAAAAACUUUCAACUAUUCGGAAAAAUUUAAGCACCAUUGAGGUAUUUUUCGAACAAAAUUUAGAUAUAUUUGAAAGAAAAUUACUCAAAAAUUAAAUUUUUUGACAAAGCACUUCACAUGAAUUUGAAUAAAUAUUCAAAGUUGAUUUUGAUGAAAAUUCUUUUGACAAUUUUUUUUUUAAUCUUCAUUACUAUGACUCAAUUUGAGUUUUCUACUUAAUUUUCGCAAACACUGAAAUCAUUCAGUCGAAAGAGGACUCAUUAAAAAAAAGUCAAUUUCUUGUUUAACUCUCGUCUAUCGGUAAUUCAAAUAAAACUAUUCCUUAUCUAAAGAUUGGCAUCGAGAUUUUUUAUCUUGCAUCGAUUCCAAUUUCUAUGCCCAUCAGAAUUGGCUGUAAAUUGAUCUUUAAUUAUUUAUAGAAAAUAUGCACUAUUGGAGGACUUAAGGCUACAAUUAUUGAUGCGUUGCCGCUUGUGUCGAUUGCACUUUGCUAGAUGCUCUGCUGCGGAUAGUUUCCAAUCUUUAGAAAAAAACUUCAUAUAAAUUUGUGUUUAUUUGAGUAUGAUAUCAGAGUUAUUCAAAAGGUGGAUGGCGAAAGAUAACAAUUUUGUUGUUUUGAGUCUCUGGCUUUAUUUGACUCCAUUUUUUUAAAUAAAGUAGUUGUUUUCCACAAACCUCGUGUGAUAUAACUUAAUUAUUUAUUUCAAAGCAGUAAUGCUUCCUACAAUGGGAAAAAUUACUUUAAGCAGUAAAAACGCAAUGCUUUCAAAAUUCUGUAGAGCAAAUUAUUCUUUUUAAAAAUAGCAUGAGGAAUGCUCAUGGAGCAUCCUUCUUUUAAGUUACGUCCUUCUCAGAAAACAUUUGUAAGUCAAAGCUUGGCUUUGACUUCAUCUAUUGAUUUUUCCAAAAAUUGGCAACUCCAUUCCGACUGUAUACCGACCCCCGAAACAGAUCAAAACAAUCAAUCAAACAAAGGUUAAACAGCAAAGAAACAAACGAUCGCAAAUCGUUGUGAACAAAUUUUGUUUUUAAGUAACGUAGCAUAAGGACGGUGUCAAGGCACGCUAGUUUUUCAACUUUUAAUUUUACUUUCUUUCAACAACUUCCAAACAAAUGCUUCAACAACAGCCUAAUGAACCAACUAAUGUUACACCCGGUAUCUGAUGGAUAAUUUUAAGUUGUGAAUUUAAUUCAAUUAGGAAGAUUGCAGAUAUGGAGGCAAAAAAACAUUAAAAAAAAAGGUGAUAAAUAGGUAAUCAGGAUUGGUGCGCACCUUUUGAUGGGCCUGUUAAAUUGUUAUCUGUCAUCUUUGAGUGUGUUGAUUGACUUUUGUUUCCGUUGCGGAUAACGAAAAGUUCCUCACCUCAAAGGUAGACUCGUUGUUUAGAAAGUCAGAUAGUCAGAUGAGAGAGAGAGAGAGAGAGUGGAGAAAAACUCAGAGUGAAAGAGUAGACAGACGUGGACGAAAAGAGCGUGAGAACAAGUUAACUGAGAGAGAGAAAAAAUGGUAGAAUGCACACAGGGAACAGCUGUGAAGGUUAUUGUUGAGAUGGUUCCUGAAAGGACGCAUGCCUAAGGUUAUUUAUUUAAGAUUGUUUUAUUUUGAUGUUUCCUGACAGGGGAAAGUUAAUGUUCGAAAACAAAUAAAAAACAAGAUGGUCAAAAGAAAAUCACACUCAUGAAAAAAAGUAAUUCAACACACACACAAAAAAAAACAACUGCAUCAAAGCAAAAUGUUAACAAUCAACUGUAAAAAGAACUUUUAAGAUCAAAAUUGGUUGUGGAUAAAUUUUCUUCUUCAAACAAAGUUAUUGAAACCGUAUCGCACUCACACAUACGCAGCAGCAGCAUAAAAUGAAAGAUUUAACCAGCAGAUGCAUGACUAAGGAAAAACAAAAAUUUACGAAGUAAAAAAACAAGUAAAAACACUCACCACAACACAGAAUGGAUGUCUAUUUGCACAAUUAAUAAUCUUCACUGAGCGAAAGCAAACCAAACAAACAUAAGAAAGAGAAAAAAAAUAAUCAACAACCGGAGGAAAAACGUAUUUACGAGUAAUGUUAUUCAACGGUAAAAGACGAACAAACCAAUAACCGAAACAAAACUGUCGCACCUCAAGUAAACAAUCUACGCAUCAAACAAGUAAUAUUGAAAAUAAACCGAAACAAAAACAAAACAACAAACAACCCAAGAUUUAAUGGGAAGAGCAUUUACCAAAGAAAAAAGCACCCAAACGAGGUCUAAGGUAUUUCAAUUGCUUGUUAUUAGCAGCAGAAUCGUUCUUUAGUUUGAGUUAAUUCAGUCAAAAUAGAAACCUGAAGCCCCAGCUUUAUUUAGUUAAGACUCUAAAACGAAACCAGAAAUGGAAACAAACUUAAUCCCAAACAUAGACAAAAAGAAGAAAAAAAAGCUAGCAUCAAAGCUUGCUUGAUUUUUCGUUUUUCAAAAAUACCCACCUCUAGGUUAAUUUUUAUCCUUCUUUUACAAGUUAACAAUGUCGAUACAGCAAAAGAACGAGAGAGUGAUAAAAAAUCUAUGUCGAAUAUUGGUAACGGCAGAGAAAAAAAUAACGAACAAAAAAAAACAAAAGGUGACAACAUCAGAGCCAAUAGCAGCAAAAAUAUUCAAAGCAGAAAUUAAAAGUGCAAUUUAAAGAAGUGAAAUCGAAAAAAAAACAGCAACAAAAAAGCAGAACAAAGGAGAGUGACAGAAAAUUACAACCACUAAUGAGAAGUGGGAAUAUUUUUAAACUGGAAGAAGUCUUAAAUUUAUUUUCUGUUAAUUUUUUUCGUAAUUCGAUGUUCUGUAUUCGAUAUUCGAUACUCGAUAUUCGAUAUUCCUUAAGAGUUU